This is a messenger RNA of Racocetra persica, 266 nucleotides long. The record is from the annotation of a GenBank genome assembly. NCBI's taxonomy places the organism in Eukaryota, Fungi, Glomeromycota, Glomeromycetes, Diversisporales, Gigasporaceae.
GUAUAACCUUCAAUAACGCCGACAUACGUCUUGUAGAAUUCACUGAAAAGUGUCCCACAAAUGAAGCUGAAUAUCUAAAGAUCGAAUUGUUAAGUGAAGAUGAAUAUGGUGAUGUAAGGGCAUUUGGUAAAAGAAAAAGAAAUAAUGAUGUUAUUGAAACAAUUGAACCGUUGGGAAAAAGAGAAAGAGUUGAAGAGCCAAGACAAGGAAACAAAGGCUUAAAGUCACAAGAAAAUGAUCGUAAGUGGUGUAUUGCAAGACGAUAA